This is a messenger RNA of Triticum aestivum (bread wheat), 1739 nucleotides long. RefSeq lists its product as uncharacterized. The coding region runs from base 233 to 1363 and encodes 376 amino acids. The transcript is spliced from 2 exons. The record is from RefSeq and is a predicted model, not a curated record. NCBI's taxonomy places the organism in Eukaryota, Viridiplantae, Streptophyta, Magnoliopsida, Poales, Poaceae. Gene Ontology annotation, molecular function: protein binding.
ACCCCUAAAAAAAACAUCUCCAGCCGCCGCCCCCAUCUACCUCCUCCCCCCGAUCCCCUUCUCCCUACGCCCACCUCCCCGGCUGCGCCCUCUCUCUUCCCCGCCGGCCGCGUUUCCAGCCGGCAGCUGAGUCCACACCGGCCGCGUAUCAAUCCCCUUCGUCGCCGCCCACCGGUCCAAGCUAUUCCCCUCCCGAAACCCUCCCUCGCUUCCACCGACCGGCCGGCCGACCAUGCCGCAGCUGCCGGACGAGCUCCUGGAGGAGAUCUUCCUCCGCCUCCCGCCGGACGAGCCCGCGGCGCUCGUGCGGGCCUCCCUCGCCAGCAAGCCCUGGCUCGCCCUCCUCACCGGCACCGCCUUCCGCGGCCGCUACCGCGAGUUCCACGGCGCUCCCCCGAUGCUGGGCUUCCUCUACUCGGUGUUCGACGUCUCCGGCCACGAGGGAGACCCCGCCCCACUCCUCGUCUCCACCUCCAAGUUCCGCGCGCGCAUUCCGGACUUCGCCAGUACGGACCAGGACUUUGAUUUGGUUGUGUGGGACUGCCGCCAUGGCCGGGUUCUCCUCGGGGAUGCGGAUUUAUCUUCUAGGCUGCUCGUGGUUUGGGACCCCAUGACGGGCUGCACUCGGCAGCUGGAUGGGCCGGACGAUAUCGGCAAGAUCGCGGUGCUCUGCGCGGUGAGCGGCUGCGACCACCGCUCGUGUCACGCCGGCCCGUUCAAGCUGGUCUGCGUCGCCGUGGACGAUAGUGUAGAUGGUGAGCAUGUUGCACGCGUAUGCGUGUCGUCGCCGGACAUGGGUGACUCUGAUGAGUGGAAGGAGCAGUGCCCUGGUCUUGAUGUUGCAGCGGAUGCAUUCAUCUAUGAUAUACCCGCUGUCCUCCUCCACGACGCACUCCACUUCAUACUUGGGUACUACGAUGAUAAUCGUGUGGGAAUUCUCAAGUACAGCUUGGCCUCUGAUUCUUUAUCAUUGAUUGAUGUGUCGUUUGCCGCUCGUGCCGAUAUCCUCAUGGCGAUGAAGGAUGGCAGUCUGGGGAUUGCACAUGUGGACAGCAGGUUAACCCUCUACGUGUGGUCCAGACAAAUAGAUUCCAACGGAGUUGCGUCAUGGACUCAUGGUAGAGUUGUGGAUCUCAAGAACAAUAUCCCUAUUAAAAAUCCCAAGAGAAUACCUAGUCUGAUCGGAUCUGUGGAGGGCAGUGAUAUCAUUUUCGUGAACACGGGUCAUUGCGUCUACGAGAUUGAUCUCAAGACACUAGAGUGGAAGGAGCGAAUGAAGGGGCGCAACUUCCAUUGUUUGAUUCCGUACAUGAGCUUCUACAAUCCUCCAGAAAGGAUGAUCCCUGGUGAUGCGUCACGUUGAGAAUGCGCGGUUGAGUAUGCAGGAUGCUACUACUCAUCAAUAAGAAACAUGACAACUUGGAGGCAUACUACUUAGUAGACUUUGGGUGCAGUGGUGCCUGCAUGUUUUCUCAUAUUAGUGUUGGCUUUUGUCUGUUAGUUUGACAGUUUCACCGUGUCGUCGUUUGCGUAAGUAGGUGAACCGUAAGUAGAUGUCCAGAACUAGCGGCUCCCUGAUAUUUCUAUCGAUAUAGAUAAUUUUGUUUGCACUACACCUACAUUUCAAGUGCCAAUGUGAUGUUGCUGCAGUUCUGUUAGAGAGCGAUGCUACUGAAGAGUAUAGAUUUAAACUGGUGUCUUGAGCUGUAAGUUUAUAGAGAUCUAACAGAGUAACAUGA